Messenger RNA from Loxodonta africana (African savanna elephant), 1546 nucleotides. Its product is annotated as olfactory receptor 6C2-like. The coding region runs from base 611 to 1546 and encodes 311 amino acids. Gene Ontology annotation, biological process: G protein-coupled receptor signaling pathway. Gene Ontology annotation, cellular component: membrane. Lineage: Eukaryota; Metazoa; Chordata; Mammalia; Proboscidea; Elephantidae. The record is from RefSeq and is a predicted model, not a curated record. The transcript has a single exon. Gene Ontology annotation, molecular function: olfactory receptor activity; G protein-coupled receptor activity.
UUUGAGUCCCUAUUGGUGUAAUUCAUAGUUCAAGCUUGAGAAAAAUCUGUACAGCAGAUUAUCACAAACUCAGAAUCUAAAGGUUCUUGACCUCUGACUUAAAUAUCUUAUUAUUAGGCAAAAGUGGCAACAAUGGAGAGAGAAAUAAUUCAUUGACUAGAAUAUCAGGGAGGGAAGAAAAGCUGUCAGCAUUAUGUCAACAAUAAAUGUAAUGUACAUAUUCAGUGACGGCAAUGUACUUAAGCAGAAAAAAAGCUGUAUUGUGUUGGGUGGAACCACAGGACUUAGGGUUGUUUAUAGGAAUAAAACACAUUUGUCCUAAAACCGAAGCAGAAAACAAAAAUCUUUUUUUUUUUUGUAAUGAAGACCUCAAACUCUACUCUAGAUUCUAUGUAGUGAGCCCACGUAUCUGUUAUGUAUUAGCAUUAUUUAAAAAAAUAAUAAUAAAAUAAAAGACUCAAAUGUCAAGAAAAGACAUGAAAUCAGUGAAGAAAUUUUCUGAUACAAAGAAUAAAAGGCUAAAUAUAUAGAAUAUUUAACAGUUAAAAUAAUUUAUAAUAAAAUUUCUCCAAACAGCAGAUGCAGAUUAGACAGAAGGCAGAAGUCAGUGAUGAGAAACGGCACAGUAACAUCAUUCAUUCUGCUGGGACUGACUGAUGACCCUCAGCUGCAGGUUCUGAUUUUUAUCUUUCUCUUUCUCACCUACAUGUUGAGUAUAACUGGGAACCUGACCAUCAUCACCCUCACCUUUGUGGAUUCCCACCUGAAAACACCUAUGUACUUUUUCUUAAAAAAUUUUUCCUUCUUGGAGAUCUCAUUCACCUCUGCUUGUAUUCCUAGAUACUUGUAUAACAUAGCAACAGGUAAUAAGGUCAUUACCUAUAAUGCCUGUAUGAGCCAAGUGUUUUUUACCGACAUUUGUGGAACAACAGAAUUUUUCCUCCUGGCCGCCAUGUCCUAUGAUCGCUAUGUGGCCAUCUGCAAACCCUUGCAUUACAUGACCAUUGUGAGCAGCAGAGUCUGCAGGAUUCUCAUUACCUGUUGUUGGAUGGCUGGUUUCUGUGUAAUAUUCCCACUAAUACACCUUUGUUUAAAUCUGGAGUUUUGUAAUUCUAAUGUGCUUGACCAUUUUGCCUGUGAUGCAUUUCCCCUUGUGAAAAUCUCAUGCUCGGACACAUGGAUUAUAGAACAGACUGUUAUCAUCUCUGCUGUGCUGACCCUAAAUAUGACUCUUACUUGUGUAGUUCUGUCAUAUGGUAGCAUCAUCAGGACAAUAUUUAGAUUCCGCUCUGUCCACCAAAGGAAAAAAGCCUUUUCAACUUGUUCUUCCCACAUGAUUGUGGUUUCCAUUACCUAUGGCACGUGCAUUUUCAUCUAUAUGAAUCCAACAGCAAAGGAAGAAGUGACCAUUAAUAAAUUGGUUUCACUGCUUAUUUCUUCUGUUUCCCCAACUUUGAACCCAUUUAUUUAUACCCUGAGGAAUAAUCAAGUUAAGAAAGCUUUCAAGGGCUCAUUUGAAAGGCUUGCAAUGCUCUCAACUAAGUAA